AUGACGGAAGUGUCGUCCACACGUCUCUAUCUCGGGAAUCUGCCCCGCAACGUCACCAAGCAGGAGAUCGAAGAUCAUUUCAAUUCCCACCACGGCUCCGGCAAAAUCACAGAAAUCAAGCUCAUGAGUGGCUUUGGGUUUAUCGAAUAUGAGGAUGCCAUGGAUGCGAAGGACGUUGUGCCAGAUGGUACGGAUUUCAAGGGUGAACGUCUCACCGUCCAAUUUGCCCGUGGACCCCGUCACAAAGAAACAUUCUCUGGACCGUCGGACCGCUCAAGCGCUCCACGCCCGCGCCGGACAAUCUAUCGAAUGCAAAUAUCUGGACUUCCAGAAACCAGUUGGCAGGAUCUCAAAGACUUCGCACGACAGUCCGGCCUCGAUGUAGUCUAUUCAGAGGCUGGCCAUGAUGGAAGAGGGUUCGUCGAAUUCGAAACAGGGAGUGACCUCAAAACCGCAGUUGAAAAACUAGACGGCCGUGAAUUCAAAGGCUCCAGGGUCUUAUGCACGCAGGACAUUCAAUCCCAGGAGGACCGCCAGCCUCGUGAUCCAUACCGUUCCCGUUCUCCUGGCCGACGGGGUGGGUAUCAUCCAUACGAUGAUUAUGACAGACGUGGGCCUCCGCGCAGCGGGUACAGUCCACGCAACCACUACCGCGAACGCUCCCCGGCCCGUCGUGACUAUUACGAUCGCGAUGGUUACGGACGUCGGACACCACCUCCACGUUCUCGUGUUGACGACUACCCACCACCACCUCGCCGCCCCUAUGACGACCCUUAUGACCCUCGCGGGCCUCCCCCUCCUCCCCGUCACUAUGAUGACCCUUACGCUCCUAGGCCAUAUGGCCGCCCGCGGAGCCCUCCACCAAGAGGCGAUUAUGGCUAUGAGCGCCGCCCAUACUGGUAG
Histoplasma mississippiense is the source of this 903-nucleotide messenger RNA. RefSeq lists its product with no specific name. The record is from RefSeq and is a predicted model, not a curated record. The coding region runs from base 1 to 903 and encodes 300 amino acids. The transcript has 6 exons. Lineage: Eukaryota; Fungi; Ascomycota; Eurotiomycetes; Onygenales; Ajellomycetaceae. Gene Ontology annotation, molecular function: mRNA binding. Gene Ontology annotation, cellular component: ribonucleoprotein complex; cytoplasm; nucleus.